Molecule: messenger RNA, 1377 nt
Organism: Colletotrichum siamense
Lineage: Eukaryota; Fungi; Ascomycota; Sordariomycetes; Glomerellales; Glomerellaceae
Gene: pelC
Product: putative pectin lyase C
Exons: 3
Coding region: 1-1377 (458 amino acids)
Biological process (GO): carbohydrate metabolic process
Cellular component (GO): extracellular region
Molecular function (GO): cellulose binding; pectate lyase activity
Source: RefSeq, a predicted model, not a curated record
AUGAAGUCGGCUCCCACUCUCUUGGCAGUCUUGGCAGGACUUGCCAACCUUGUUGCGGCUCAGACUGUCUCUGGCAAGCCUGAAGGCUUUGCUACUGGUGUUACUGGUGGUGGCAGCGCAACUGCCGUCACCCCUGCGGAUAUCACCGAGCUCAAGGAGUACCUCACUGACGACGAGCCUCGCGUCAUCCUCCUCUCCAAGGAGUACGACUUCACCGAGUCUGAGGGCACCGAGUCCGGCAACGUUUGCGCCAGCUGGGGCACCGGCGCUGCUUGCCAGAAGAUCAUCCAGGACGACUGCGGCAGCAACCCUGCUUCGACCGAGACUUGGUACAAGGCCCCGACCCAGCCUAUUGACGUCGGCAACAACAAGACGAUCCUCGGUGUUGGCAGCAAGGGCGCUAUCAAGGGUAAGGGCCUGCGCAUGAGAGGCAGCAACGUCAUCAUCCAAAACAUUCAGGUCUCCGACUUGAACCCCAAGUACGUUUGGGGUGGUGAUGCUAUCGGCUUCGAUGGCGCUGACCUUGUCUGGGUUGACCACGUCACGACCGCCCGUCCUGGCCGCCAGCACUACGUCUUCGGCUUCAACCCCAGCAAGCGCAUCACUCUCUCCAACAACUUCAUCAACGGCGAGUCCGACUACUCUACCGGCUGCAACGGAUACCACUACUGGACCUUCGAGAUGGUCGGCACCGACGACCAGAUCACCAUGAAGAACAACUACAUCUACAAGACCUCCGGCCGCAGCCCUGCCCUCAGCGGUGGCACUCUCCUCCACGCCGUCAACAACGUGUGGGACGACAACGACGGCCACGCUCUCGAGGGUGGCGACACCAAGGCCCGCGGUAUCUUCGAGGGCAACGCCUUCAUCAACGUCAAGGCUCUCGUCUCCGACUACCAGGGCAAGCUGUUCUCUUCCCCCGACGCCACCACCAACGCUGAGUGCAAGACCGCUCUCGGCCGCGCCUGCGAGGUUAACGUCUUCGACACCACCACCUCCACCGACUUCACCAAGCUCAAGGACACCUCCUUCUUCAGCGAGUUCUCUGGCUUCUCCAUCGCCUCCGCCGAGUCCGCCAGCUCCAUCAAGACCAGCGUCCCCAACAACGCCGGUGCCGGCAAGCUUAGCUCUUCCAGCAGCUCUUCUGGCUCCACCAAGUCUGCUGACGCCGUUGCCGAGGCCGCUGCCACUACCCCUGCCGCCACCUCUGCUGCUGCUCCCGCCGCCGCUGCCACCAGCGCUGCUGCCAGCUCCGGCUCCGGCUCCGGCUCUGUUGCUCUCUACGGCCAGUGCGGUGGCCAGGGAUACUCUGGCGCUACUUCUUGCGCCUCUGGCAAGUGCGAGGUCGUCAACGACUGGUACUCCCAGUGCGUCUAA